Messenger RNA from Acipenser ruthenus (sterlet), 7919 nucleotides. Its product is annotated as zinc finger protein OZF-like. Bases 2872 to 4422 code for a protein of 516 amino acids. Gene Ontology annotation, molecular function: RNA polymerase II cis-regulatory region sequence-specific DNA binding; DNA-binding transcription activator activity, RNA polymerase II-specific. Lineage: Eukaryota; Metazoa; Chordata; Actinopteri; Acipenseriformes; Acipenseridae. The transcript has 5 exons. The record is from RefSeq and is a predicted model, not a curated record. Gene Ontology annotation, biological process: regulation of transcription by RNA polymerase II. Gene Ontology annotation, cellular component: nucleus.
UAAAAGAAAAUGAAAUUCAAUAAUUCUUUUUCCAUGUCUUUUAAUUUUAGUUGAAUUUUACUUUAUUUGGGAUUUUUCUGAAUGCAGCACUAUUUAUAUUAUCCAUAACUAACGCUCAGUAGUGGUGGAUAUGUAAAUACUGUACUGAAAGAAGCCUUUCGUCUAGAAGUCUUUCCAGUGUCUUCAAUUCUAGUCAAAAUGUGUCAUUGUUAUUAAUUUAAGUAUUUCUAAAUUGAUUUUUAUUAUUUUAUUCUUGACCUUUGUUCUCUUCUGUUUUCUUCAUUUACUCCUCUGUGGAUUUCUUGUACAAUUUACAGGGUCCUGCUUUAAAGAGGGUGAACCAAGUCUUCUUUAAAAUCAAUUUCUUACCUCUUGUUAGCAUUUUUUUCAAUCAUGUGUUGUAUCUUAUUACCACUAGAAAUAGUAGCACAGACAGGCCCCUUUACCAGUUUCAUUCUGAACUGGCUUUUAAAUGUUUAAUAGCAAAGGGAUCACAAUUUUUGAUAACUGUGUCUGGUUGGUUAAUUUAACCAGUGAUUCUGUUAAGCAGUUUCAGUGUACUGUAAAGACAAAUAUUUGCCAGCCUUUUAUUGCUGGCACAAAGUUGUUUGGGUUAUAUCAGUCAGUGUUGGGGAGUAAUGCAUUACUGUAAUCUGAUUACAUUUUCUAGUAACUUGUAACUGUAAUGGUUCCUUUUUCAGACAGGUAACAAAAUGCUGCUAAUGCAUGACCCGGAAAUCAGAAAGCUCUUCAACAGUGCAAGUCAAACCGUACAUGUCACAUGAACGCGCUUUUCAUAUCAUCCUGUGUCAGAGGGAAAGGAGUGGGUUUGAUAGCUGGAUCUUAAAAGAAUAUUUCGAGCUGCAGUCUGACCAAACAGAAAAAAUAUACAUCUCUGUAAAAUGCAAACUGUGCCUGAGAAAUAACUCUCUUAAGUAGUUCAUUUUUUCAGUGUAAUAAGUUACUGUUACAAUUUUGUUCCUGUAACUUGUAACUGUAACAGAUUACUUUUUCGAAGUGACUUCCCCAACACUGAUAUCCCCACUGGUACAGAACGACGCAAUGAAAACAGAUUGCCACUGGGGGGUGCUGUUUAAACCAUAUCACAUAGUUAAUUAACUAUGCAGCUAUAAUAAGACCUUUUAAAUAUGUCUUUAAACUGUAUUAGUUGCCUUUAAACUGACUUUAAAAGUGUAAAUACGGUUAGCGUCCACACUACGCAGGGUUUAAUACUGAGUAGUACUAAAGAACCGGAUUCAAGACCACCUCAGGAGGUAGUCUCGAGUCCGCUUCUAAUUAGAUCACGUCAGAAGUCUGGACGCUGUAAUGCCAAACUACAUUUUUUGUGUAUCCUCCAAUAUCCCAAAAUGCUUUGUUAUAUGUUUGGCUAAAUAAUCAGAACAGGGACCUGAAGCACUUUGAUCAGUGUACACUCUGUACUAGGUAUUCAUUUUUAUGCUUAAAAAACAAAACAAAAUGUAAGGACAUCUCUGUUAAACUAGUGGGGAAAAUAACAAAAGCAUAAUGUUAAAGUAGGCGACUGCAAAAAUGAAAUGCGAGUUAAACGUAGGAUCGGGGAUAAACAAUUCACGUCAUUUGUCAGCUCUGUUUGAAAUAAAAUUAAGGGGACCAGAAUUAGACCUUUUUCCAGUACGGUUCUCGAUCGGUUCUGUAGUGUGGACAGGGCCUUUGACAGGCCUCCGCUCGUUCAUUCUGCAGUGUGUAUCACUGUAUCACUGUGUAUCACUUUGAGACUGAGUUGCUUUAAUUGUAAUUCUUAGUUUUCUUUACAGUCCCCUUACCUUUUUAUUCUUAUAAUAAUUUCUGAAAUACAGGAGAGUUUUUAUUUAAUUCGAGUUCAGCAGCUGCUUUUCCAUUCCAGUUGCCUUCCACUGGCACAUGUAACACAGGCUAGAUCAGCCAGUGUCUUUUUAGGAGAGUCAGUGUCUUUUCAGAAGAGCCAGCGCCACCUAGUGGUUUUACAGUUGAUCAAGUUUCCUAUAGCUUUAACACUAGCUGUCCACUAGAGGGCGCUUAGUAAUACAAAGACUCUCUUGCUGAUUUAGCCAGCAUUACAAAUGUCUGUUAAUAAACUAGACCUGAAUUGCAGCUCCUAACUUUAGGUGAAAGCCCCUUAACAGCGACUUUGAGUAAUUGCAAUCAAAAGCACUUGGGAUGAUUGCAAACAUCAUGAAAAAGAAGGUAUUUUUUUUAGCAGUGUGUGAGGUCCCAUUCAUUCAGCAUUCGGUUCAUUCGCCAUGUGAAAUCAACAGCACCCCCUGUGGGGACCUUAUGUGUACUACGUGUGUAUUCAACCCAGCUCUACUCCUGAGAUCAUUCUUUGUACACGACACUCCUGCCUGUAUGUGAUUAGAAAUCAUGACACUGAGUGUAAAUAAGUAAUAAACAGCUAGAUUUCAAUUUUGAUGUUCAAAAUUGCUUGUUGUUUCAUUAACCUUAAUAAAUGUUAAAAGUGCUUUAUUGAAUCUGCUGUUUGUUAAUCCUAUAAAUAUAGUGCAGUAUUGGGGUUUUGGAGGAAUAUAAUAAACUAAUGCAGACACAAAGAAGAAAUGUCACUCUUGUGUGUGUAAUUGUACCACGUUUUCUAUCUGUGUAUCUAUUUUAUCAUGCAUAUAAUCUUAUUUUCUUUCAAUGAUUUGGUAGAGCAAUUUCUCAAAUGCCAUAGAGUUCGCAUAAACUGUUUUAAAAUGUUUUUAAAAAUGUGAUCAAAGGGGAUAUUGUAGUGUCAAACUGAACAGGAUUGUGGGACACUAGCUUUAAUGAAACUGAACUCUGGAAGAAUGUAAUAAACUAACACAGGCACCAAGCAGGGUUUAUAUUGCAGUGUCAAACUGAACAGGGAGGGGCUGUAUGGUGUCUGUCUUUCUGCGCACUACACGGAGGGUGACGGUAGGCGGCGCUAGUGCGCUGACAGUCCAGGGUAGUGAGACACAGACAGAGGACCAGGAAUCAGAGUCUCAGGACUGGGAGCAGAUUGAAGAGGAUGGCACCACCACAAAGGGACGCACAGUACCGGGGUGUGCAGAGCAGGGAGCCGGGUCGGGUGCGAGGAGGGAGAGCCCUGAGCUGGGAGCUGAACCUUUUGAACCCGGGGCUCUGAACGCCGUCGCAGUACUGGAGCCGGGCCCACUGUGGAUCAAGGAGGAGGUUCUGGACCCGGAACUGGACUGCCUGGACUCGCUUCACAUUGUGCAGGUCCCAGAAGCAGCAGCAGCAGUAGCCCUGGUGAAGGAGGAGGAGACGGGAGAGAGCAGCCCUGCAGGAGGGUAUAGCGGAACGAUGCAGGAGAGCCUACUGUCCACCGGGGGCACUGUCACACGUGUGAUUCAAGGCCGCUACCGAGACGAAAGAGUAAAAAAACUCAAAACCUGGGCCGUGACCAUCCGAAACAACCCCCCGAGCCAGCCCCCCUCCUCGGCUUCCCAGCCGGCCGCCCCGGGCCCCGCCGAGAAGCUGCCGUUCCGCUGCAUUGAGUGCGGGCGCAGCUUCGGGCUCCUGCAGGACCUGGUGUCCCACCUGCAGCACCACGCGGGAGGCAGCACGUUCCCCUGCCCCGACUGUGGAGAGUCCUUCGGGGAGCAGCAGGCCCUGCACGCCCAUCGGCGUAGCCACAGCGCCGAAGCGCCCUUCCCCUGCUCCACCUGCGGCCGACGCUUCCGGCACGCCCAGAGCCUGCAGGCACACAGCCGGGGCCACGGAGCCUCCGGGCCCUUCCUCUGCAACGACUGUGGCCGGCGCUUCGGGCAGCUGCACAGCCUCCAGGCGCACCGGCGCAGCCACACCGGUGAGAAGCCCUUCGUGUGCGGGGCCUGUGGGAAAGGCUUCGUGCAGCGGCAGAACCUGGAGGCACACCGCAGAACGCACACCGGAGACACGCCCCAUGAGUGCCCGGACUGCGGCAAGCGCUUCAGCUGGGCCGAGAGCCUCCGGAAGCACCGGCUCGUGCACACGGCCGAGAAACGCUUCCACUGCGGAGACUGUGGCAAGAGCUUCCGGCAGCUGAGCAACCUGCAGACGCACCAGCGGACGCACACCGGCGAGCGGCCCUACCUCUGCACCGCCUGCGGCAAGAGAUUUGCCGUCCUGCAGAACCUUCAGACACACCGGCGCCUCCACACAGGCGAGCGGCCCUACCUGUGCUCGGAGUGUGGGAGGAGCUUUGUGCUGCCGGGGAAUCUGAAGCAGCACCAGCGCAUCCACAGCGGGGAGAAGCCGUUCCCUUGCCAGGACUGCGGCAAGCACUUCCGCCAGCUGCAGAGCCUCAAGAUCCACCGGCGAGUCCACACCGGAGAGAAACCCUACCACUGCACAGUGUGCGGGAGAGACUUCAACCAGUCCCAGAGCCUGAAACAGCACCUGAGACUGCACACGCAGAGAGGGGAGAGCGCAGAGCAGCACUGAGAGAGAGAGAGGACACACUCACAGAAGGGAGAGCACAGAGCAGCACUGAGAGAGAAGACACACUCACAGAGGGGAGAGCACAGAGCAGCACUGAGAGAGAAGACACACUCACAGAGGGGAGAGCACAGAGCAGCACAGAGAGAGAAGACACACUCACAGAGGGGAGAGCGCAGAGCAGCACUGAGAGAGAGAAGACAUACUCACAGAGGGGAGAGCACAGAGCAGCACUGAGAGAGAGAAGACACACACAGAGAGGGGAGAGCACAGAGCAGCACUGAGAGAGAGAAGACACACGCAGAGAGGGGAGAGCACAGAGCAGCACUGAGAGAGAGAAGACACACGCAGAGAGAGGAGAGCACAGAGCAGCACAGAGAGAGGACACACUCACAGAGGGGAGAGCACAGAGCAGCACUGAGAGAGAGAAGACAUGCAGAGAGGGGAGAGCACAGAGCAGCACUGAGAGAGAAAAGACACACACAGAGGGGAGAGCACAGAGCAGCACUGAGAGAGAAAAGACACACACAGAGGGGAGAGCACAGAGCAGCACUGAGACACAAUACACACUCAGAGAGGGGAGAGCACACACUCAGAGAGGAGAGAGCACAGAGCAGCACUGAGAGAGAGAAGACACACACAGAGGGGAGAGCACAGAGCAGCACAGAGAGAGGACACACUCACAGAGGGGAGAGCACAGAGCAGCACUGAGAGAGAGAAGACACACGCAGAGAGGGGAGAGCACAGAGCAGCACUGAGAGAGAGAAGACACACGCAGAGAGGGGAGAGCACAGAGCAGCACUGAGAGAGAAAAGACACACACAGAGGGGAGAGCACAGAGCAGCACUGAGACACAAUACACACUCAGAGGGGAGAGCACAGAGCAGCACUGAGAGAGAGAGAGGACACACACAGAGGGGAGAGCACAGAGCAGCACUGAGACACAAUACACACUCAGAGAGGGGAGAGCACAGAGCAGCACUGAGACACAAUACACACUCAGAGAGGGGAGAGCACAGAGCAGCACUGAGAGAGAGAAGACACACACAGAGGAGAGAGCACAGAGCAGCACUGAGAGAGAAAAGACACACACAGAGGGGAGAGCACAGAGCAGCACUGAGAGAGAAGACACACGCAGAGAGGGGAGAGCACAGAGCAGCACUGAGAGAGAGAAGACACACACAGAGGAGAGAGCACAGAGCAGCACUGAGAGAGAGAAGACACGCAGAGAGGGGAGAGCACAGAGCAGCACAGAGAGAGGACACACGCAGAGAGGGGAGAGCACAGAGCAGCACUGAGAGAGAGAGGACACACUCAGAGAGGGGAGAGCACAGAGCAGCACUGAGAGAGAAAAGACACACACAGAGGGGAGAGCACAGAGCAGCACUGAGACACAAUACACACUCAGAGAGGGGAGAGCACAGAGCAGCACUGAGAGAGAGAAGACACACGCAGAGAGGGGAGAGCACAGAGCAGCACUGAGAGAGAAAAGACACACACAGAGAGGGGAGAGCACAGAGCAGCACUGAGAGAGAAGACACACUCACAGAGGGGAGAGCACAGAGCAGCACAGAGAGAGAAGACACACUCACAGAGGGGAGAGCGCAGAGCAGCACAGAGAGAAGACACAUGCAGAGAGGGGAGAGCACAGAGCAGCACUGAGACACAAUACAUACUCAGAGAGGGGAGAGCACAGAGCAGCACUGAGAGAGAGAAGACACAUGCAGAAAGGGGAGAGCACAGAGCAGCACUGAGACAAAAUACACACUCAGAGAGGGGAGAGCGCAGAGCAGCACUGAGAGAGAGGACACACUCAGAGAGGGGAGAGCACAGAGCAGCACUGAGAGAGAGAAGACACACGCAGAGAGGGGAGAGCACAGAGCAGCACUGAGAGAGAGAGGACACACUCACAGAAGGGAGAGCACAGAGCAGCACAGAGAGAGAAGACACAUGCAGAGAGGGGAGAGCACAGAGCAGCACUGAGACACAAUACAUACUCAGAGAGGGGAGAGCACAGAGCAGCACUGAGAGAGAGAAGACACACACAGAGGAGAGAGCGCAGAGCAGCACUGAGAGAGAGGACACACUCAAAGAGGGGAGAGCACAGAGACAGAGAUAAUAUUGAUGUGAUGCAGCCAUCUGAAAUGUCUUUAUAAUAUAUAGCAGACCCUUUAUAUUGAUGUGAUACAGCUGUCUGAAAUGUCUUUAUAAUAUAUAGUGCUAGACCCUGAUAUUGAUGCGAUCCAGCCCUCUGAAAUGUCUUUAUAAUAUAUAGUGCUAGACCCUGAUAUUGAUGCGAUCCAGCCCUCUGAAAUGUCUUUAUAAUAUAUAGCACUAGACCCUGAUAUUGAUGCGAUCCAGCCCUCUGAAAUGUCUUUAUAAUAUAUAGCACUAGACCCUGAUAUUGAUGCGAUCCAGCCCUCUGAAAUGUCUUUAUAAUAUAUAGCAGACCCAUUAUAUUGAUGCAAUACAGCCAGCUGAAAUGUCUUUGUAUCAGAUGGAAAUUAAAAUUAGCUGUACUGUUUAACUAUUCAAAAAUAAAUAAUAAUAAUAAUAAUAAUAAUAAUAAUAAUAAUAAUUAAAUAGUCCAGGGGUCUGUAUGAGGUACAAGCUGGUUUUGACCCACUCAGGUUUGGCCAGUAAGCUCACUUGUGACAAAGCCACUCUGAUCUUCCACUCUGAUCUCUCAGGUGUGGAGUGGCUAUAUCAGCUUGUGCUGUAUAAGUGUUCCACCCAGUCAUUCAGCAUUGGCAGGAAAUGGAUACUAUUUGGGACACUCAUGUGCGGGCAUUGCAAUCCCCUCCCCACACCGCUCUGCAGACCAUGCGUUGCUUCCAAACUUUCAACCUGUAGUGUGUCUGUAGAUAAUAAUGUAUACUUUCAGCCACGGGACAGCCCAGCUUUAAACAGCAUCAUUCAUAGUAUUUUAAUGCUUUAUAAACUGCAAUUGAAUGUUGCAUGCCAGAAAAUCAAUGUAAAAAUCGACAAUAAAAUAGGUUUGAUCUAGUAGAUUGAAAACCUAUCUAGUUCCCAUGUUCGAGCAUUGGUCAUGUUACCAGAAUGGAAGUCAGGUCCUAAUAAAUACAUUACUGGAGGCACACCUGCCAAUCCAAACACAUUCAUAAGUUCUAUUUUGUUUCCUGAUCAAACGCUUCCCAUAUAAUAAUAAUAAUAAUACAGAAUUAUUAUUUGUUUAUUUAGCAGACGCCUUUAUCCAAGGCGACUUACAGAGACUAGGGUGUGUGAACUAUGCAUCAGCUGCAGAGUCACUUACAAUUACGUCUCACCCGAAAGACGGAGCACAAGGAGGUGAAGUGACUUGCUCAGGGUCACACAAUGAGUCAGUGGCUGAGGUGAGAUUUGAACCGGGGACCGGUUACAAGCCUGUUUCCUUAACCGCUGGACCACACAGUGUAACCUUGUGCAGUCGUCCUCCCUGCCAGUAGGUUUGAUCUGUACUUCUAAACUAAUGUCUGAAAUGAAGCAAUAAAACUAUCAGCAAA